Messenger RNA from Elaeis guineensis (African oil palm), 601 nucleotides. RefSeq lists its product as uncharacterized. NCBI's taxonomy places the organism in Eukaryota, Viridiplantae, Streptophyta, Magnoliopsida, Arecales, Arecaceae. The record is from RefSeq and is a predicted model, not a curated record. Gene Ontology annotation, molecular function: DNA-binding transcription factor activity.
UCCCUCUCUCUCUUUUUCGUGCUGGCUUGCUUUCUUCCUCAAUGGCGGAGCCGAGCAACAGGUACUACGACUUCCUGAAGCCCCCGGCAGCGGAGGAGCCGACAGCCGCGGCCGUCGGGAGGCCGCCGGAGGCGUUGCGGACGUUCCCCUGCACCUACUGCUCCCGCCGGUUCUUCACCUCCCAGGCCCUCGGCGGUCACCAGAAUGCCCACAAGAAGGAGCGCGCUGCCGGCUCCCGCAAGGCCCCCGCCUCCUCCCCCUCCUCGUCCUCUACCGUCGUCACCACCGACACCGCCAUCCUCCACCACCCCGGCCUGCCGCCCCGCCCUUCUCCUUCGUUCCCGUGGUUCGAGCCGCCGCCGCCGCCCCAGCCCUACUUCUACGUCUACGGCCCGCCUCCGCCUUCUCCUCCUCCGAUGUCCGCCCCACUGGCCUCCGCCACCGAGGUCUCCUCCUUCGCCUCUGCCCCCGCCGACCUCGACCUCGAUCUCGAUCUCUCCCUCCAUCUUUAGCUUUCUUUGUUUCAAAAAUCCAAAUGGGAGGAGGAGAGAUGGAUGGGUCCGAGCUUUGUCUUUACGGAGAGAAACGAUAAGUUUUAGGG